Messenger RNA from Cuculus canorus (common cuckoo), 2915 nucleotides. RefSeq names its product diphthamide biosynthesis 7 (gene DPH7). The transcript has 9 exons. Lineage: Eukaryota; Metazoa; Chordata; Aves; Cuculiformes; Cuculidae. The record is from RefSeq and is a predicted model, not a curated record. Gene Ontology annotation, molecular function: protein binding. The coding region runs from base 22 to 1545 and encodes 507 amino acids.
CCCGCUGCCCGCGGUUCCGCCAUGGCGGCGCGGUGCCGGCCGCUGCAGGUGGUGGACACGGAGCUCAGCGCCGAUGCCGUGGAAUGGUGCCCGGUGGAGGGAUGGCAGCGCCUGCUGCUCUGCGGCACCUACCGCCUGCGGCCCACUGACUCCCAAGGAAGCAAUGGGGUCUGUGACCGGACAGGGCGCCUCUACCUGUACCACUACAAUGAGGAGCAGCCUUACAGCCCACUGACUGAAAUCCAAAGGAUUGACACUGCUGCCAUCCUGGACAUCAAAUGGUGCCACGUUCCUGUUGCAGAACAUCCCAUGGUUGGCAUUGCAAAUUCCGCAGGUGCUGUGGAGUUUUGCCACCUGACUGGAAGUGAGAAGAACAGCUGCAUGUUGGAGCCGUGCUUCAGGGUUGAUCUUGGCGCACAGUGUUUGGCCUUGUCUUUAGACUGGUCCACGGGACGAGAGCAAUGUGGCCGUCCUUUGAGAGUGAUCAGCAGUGAUUCCGUGGGGAAGCUGAAUCUCUUCUCCAUAGAUGAAUCUGCUCCUUCUGUGCAUGUCCUGAACCAGUGGGAAGCUCACAAAUUUGAGGCCUGGAUUGCUGCUUUUAAUUACUGGGACACCAACAUUGUGUAUUCAGGAGGGGAUGACAGCCUGCUGAAGGGCUGGGACACCAGGUGCAGCCCAGAGGCUCCCGUCUUCACCAGCAGGAGACACUCAAUGGGUGUGUGCAGCAUUCAGUGCAGUCCCCACCGGGAGAAUCUUCUGGCUACUGGCAGCUAUGACGAGCAUGUGCUGCUGUGGGACACUCGGAACAUGAAGCAGCCGCUGGCAGACACCCAUGUUGAAGGAGGAGUUUGGAGGCUGAAGUGGCAUCCAACCUGCGAUUUCGUGCUGUUAGCAGCCUGCAUGCAGAGCGGGUUCAAAAUCCUUGACUGCCGUGGCAGCUUGGCGGAAAACAUGGAGGAAUGUGUCAUCCUGUCAUCCUAUGUCUUGCACAAUUCCUUGGCCUACGGGGCUGACUGGUCAAGGCUCUGUCCGAGGGAUUCCUUGACCCCAGCGCAGGACUCUGCCACUGCCUGCCAGUCUUUGGAGGAGCCUGUGGGAAGAUCAGAGGAAGGAGAUGAGAGACUGAAUUUGCAGAUCCAAAACCUGAAGAUAAUUUACGAGUCUCCUACAGCUACAUUUGAUGUGAUACUGGAUGAAGAGAGUGAUAGCCCUGCCUUGCCUCCCAGAGCAGAGGGGGGCCGUAAGCUCUCUGGGGGUCCUGGCCAGAAUAGUGGCCCUGGGAGCUCGGAUCUCAAUGGGAGCCCUGGCCGAGGGGCAGAUCCCAAGUCAGCCAGCAGUUCUGAGUCAGGAGCUCAGAGACCCAACAGAAUGGGCCUGGAUAAAAGCGGCAAUUCAGCCAGGUCCCUAGAUAGCCCAAAAGAAACGAGCAUUGUAGCAACUUGUUCUUUCUAUGACAAUAUCCUCCAUGUCUGGAAGUGGGAGAUGAGCUUGGAGACACCAAGUUCUGCAUCUCCAUCAGAAGGAGCAGUUGAUAGUUUGCACUGACUGGUCCCAAGGGAGAGGGGUGAGAAAACUCCUGUACCAAGAGCUACAGCUGAGCUUAUGCCUUGCCUCAUUUCUGUUGGGCUUUUCCAGUACUAUUGUUGUUUGAGCUUGUGAGUCUUUAGGCUGAUACGGAUGGAAUUACUGGUGUUUUGUUUUCAGCACUGAGGAAAGCCUUUGCUUUGCGAGGUGUAGUCAAGCACAGACACCUUUGUUUUGUUUUCCCUUACUGUACUUGUUCUAAGUUCCAUGUAGGAGAGCCUUCCUUGUGAAGGCUGUUUUUUUGUACCUUAUUUGAAACCCUUCAAGGCUGGUUUGCAUUUGCACGAUUGAUCUGCAAAGCCUGUUCUCUUUCCAUUACAAACCAAACCUGUUUGCGCUGCUACGUGCAGACAAACUACACUAUAGGAACUUUCCUGAGCUGCCUGGAAAAGCCCUCGAGUAGAGGCUUAGCUGUGUGCGUAGCUUGUGGUGUGGUCUGUAAACCGGUCUGUACCUUGAGCUGUUGCUUAAAGACAGAGCAGGUACUGACAGUGCAUCUUCAUUAAGGACACAUCAGUUUUGAGAGGGGAAUCUAAACUGACCGGUAUGUUCAGCGAUGGGAAGUUUUGUUUCGAGCAGGGCCUUUCUUGGAAGGGUUCUGGUGCACAUCUGUACAGCUGAAUUUUCCAUCAGACCCCUCACCUGGUUGCCAUCUCACUUCACCACUCUCCAAACCAAGCACAAACUGUUUAGCACAACCCCUUUAGUGAGCCCUACUGUGCUGUACUGCUGACCUCAGCCCCAUGGUAUCAGACUCCUCUUUCCUGCUCUCCACAUUGACACGCGUUGAGGGCCAAAGCCAAGAUCUUUCCGUUUUAUAAAGGUGAACAGCUUUAAGGACAAAACCUCCAAAAAAUACACGCAGUGUUUCCUGACAUCUUUUAAGUAAGUACAGAAACCAAAAUCUUCACAGCAUUGCCCUAACUACCUCCAGGAAUGGCUGCAGGAUUUCUCAUGGUUGCUCUGUUAGCUUUCUUUUUUCACUGUGAAAUAGCAGCAAAACGCUGUUUCUGGAGCACUCUCUCCAUUAUCUUCCCAGACACAAAAAAACCAGCUUAAAUUAGGGAAGUAACUUCUAGCUCGCGUGGUUUGUGGGUCCUAAUGAAUUGGUUGCUUGGAGGGAAAGAAACACCAGCAACAGGUAUGUGGCUGUAAUAGUGCUGCAUCUAAAUGAGGUACAGCAGAUCAGAGUUUUACUGCUUUGAAACUCCUUUUUCAAGGGUGAACAUGUAUUUUAGAAGAUGUUCUUGAGCGCUGUUACACUAAGGUUCAUAUUCGUAUUGUGAACAAGAGCUUUUGUUAAAAAAACACCCUAUUUUUGGAUGUUUCUA